Messenger RNA from Dentiscutata erythropus, 1077 nucleotides. NCBI's taxonomy places the organism in Eukaryota, Fungi, Glomeromycota, Glomeromycetes, Diversisporales, Gigasporaceae. The record is from the annotation of a GenBank genome assembly.
AUGCCGGUAAAAAAUUGGAAAAAAAAAGUUUUUGAAGCAUUUAAACUUUUUUCACCUUCGAAUAAAGCUAACCAAAUUGAUGACCAAGGUUGUUGGUCAUCUUCGGAAUCCGAAAGCAGUAGCCUAUCAGUUAUCAGUAGUAGAAGUCGCCUAUCAGUCAUCAGUAAUAGAAGUCGCCUAUCAGUCAUCAGUAAUAGAAGUCGUCUAUCAGUCAUCAGUAGUAGAUCUCGACGCAGUAGUUUCAAUAGAUCAAUCAAUUCAUUCCAUGAAGAAACGGAAUUCUCUGAAUGCAGUAUAGAUUUUGCAGGUUUAUACAAGUGUCCAAAAUGUGGUAGACCAGGAUUACAACAAGAUUGGUGUAGAAAAUGUGAAUCAAGAAAAUUUAAAAAACUUCCGAAAUGGACAAGCGGUAAUGAAUAUCUUGAUAAACUUAUUAAAAGUAGAACACGUUGCGAUUAUGCCAUUCGGAUAUACGGAAUUUCUCGUGAGCCUGAGACAAAUAGCUAUAUUAUAGUUAUGCCUUAUUACCAUAAAGGUGACCUUAGAACCAUUUUACGAGAAAGAAAAACAGAUCUCACAUGGCAAGAAAAAUUCCAAAUUUUAUAUAGCCUUUCAGAUGCAUUAAAAGACAUUCAUUUAAAAGAUCACACACAUUGUAACUUACAUCCCGGCAACAUAUUUCAAGUGUCUCAAGAUUCAAGCGUACGUAUUAUUAUUGGAGAUCUUGGAAUGAAUAAGUCAGCAUACGAACAGUUGUCAAGCAUUUCAGAAAGUUCCGAUGAAGAAGUUAAUGUUCAUCCUGAAGCAAUAUAUUCAAGUAGGCCACUUAGCGGAAUCAUUACACAAGGGUAUGGGCUUGAAUCUACACUUCCCCAGGAUAGUUCACGCAAAUCUAUUGUCUUCAAAAAUUCCGAAAUUCAAGAUAUGGAUAAAAUCAAGGAAGUGAUCCCGGAAAAGAGACAUAGCAACUUGGCACUUGAAAAAGCUACGCAGCGCCUUUCGACCUCAAAUAAUGACAUCCCAACUAUUGAAAUACAUAAAUAUGAUUCAGAACCUUCGGACGAAGAGAAAGAUUGA